Emiliania huxleyi CCMP1516 is the source of this 1764-nucleotide messenger RNA. RefSeq lists its product as hypothetical. The record is from RefSeq and is a predicted model, not a curated record. Lineage: Eukaryota; Haptophyta; Isochrysidales; Noelaerhabdaceae. The transcript has 3 exons. The coding region runs from base 1 to 1764 and encodes 587 amino acids. Gene Ontology annotation, molecular function: S-adenosylmethionine-dependent methyltransferase activity.
AUGGACAACAUCGACUACAAAGCGAAGGUCGGCUUCGUGCCGGCUGGCGACGGCGGCCGAGUCACAAUCGUCCUCUCGUUUGCGUCGGAAUCCCCUUCGCUCCUCGGAGCCGAGGCGUGCGGCGCCAAGAACGCCCUCGUGAAGGACGUCCCCGCAAAGUCUGGCGCGGCGGCCUCCGACGAGAGCAUCAUCAAGAAAGACCUGGCCGCGGCAGAGGCGCCCGCCGCGGGCACGGUCGACUCGGACAAGGCCACUUCGCUCCUCGGAGCCAAGGCUUGCGGCGUCAAGAACGACGUCAAGGACAUCUCCGUGGCGACGUCUGGCACGGAGGACAUCAGCCCGCCGUUUUGCCCUCAACCUUGGCCACAACUCUCUCUUCCUCAGUCGAUGAAGGGCUGUCGGCUGGGGUGGGCGCUGUCGUGGCUACUUCUCCUCGACUCUGCGCAGCUGUGCGCCAGCUGGACGCCCGCUGAGGGCGCAAGCGUAAAUGCCUUUGCCCGCAAGUACAGCCAGCCAAAUUGCCGCGUCCUGGACGUCGGCGGCAGGGUCAUCCAAGGCGGCCCGAGGAAGACGUUCGAGGCGCGAGGGUGCAACUACACCUCGAUGGACAUCGAGGCCCAUUCGAGCGUCGACGUGGUGUACACGCCCGGCUCGCCCUUCCCGUUCUCGGACGGCGCUUUCGACGUGUCCAUCACGGUGAGCACGUUCGAGCACGACCCCAUGUUCUGGUUGACGAUCCGCGAGAUGGCCCGCAUCACGCGGCUCGGCGGGCACGUCUUCUGCCUUACGCCGAGUACGGGGCAGUACCACGCGCACCCGGGCGACAAUUACCGCUUCCUUCCCGAUGCGGGAGCGGCGCUCGCGUUCUGGAUAGGCCUCGACCUCCACGGGUUGCCGUCGUACCCGCUGCAGCUGCUCGACGUUUACUUGCUUCGCGGCACCCUACACGAGAGCUGCAUGACGUUCCUUCGUACCACGGAGCCGGCGGUCGCGAGCACCCUGCCCGAUCUCGGGAUGCAGUGCGUAAAGGGCUCCCUGAUGAGCGGCACCUGCCACAACAUCACCGGAAGCUCAGGGAUAAAGGGCUGGAUCCAGGGUGCGCACCAGGGAGCUCAGCGGCUGGAGGGUCUUCGAGACUUUGUUGGGGCUCUCCCAACGGUCACGACGGGCAGCUCACCUGGCCGACGCGCGCCGCGCGCGCUACACAUUGGAGGCGUGGGGCCCCAAUCCGCAGAGGUGCAUUCCGCGACAGCACUGCUGGCGGGUCAUGGGUACGUGUUCGAUCUGCAUGACGCGAGACUUGGCUCCGGUGGCCGUGGCAAACGCAGGCAUGCCUCGCAUGCUUACCAGAUCCCGUCCCGCACGGGCGAGUUCGAUCUGAGUGUGGCCAUCUCGACCCUCGAGCAUGACCCUCUCUGGUGGAUGACCGUGCGGGAGAUGGCGCGCGUCACCAAGGUGGGCGGGCAUGUCUACGUGAGCGUCGUCAGCACAGGGCCGUACCAGCCCGCGCCUGGUGACGCGUUUCGCUUCAUGGCCGACUCCCCUGCCGCGAUCGCCUUCUGGACGGGCAGGCCACUGGGAUCGGCUCCAGCGUAUCCGCUCCGCGUACACAAGUCGAGGCUGCUAGAAGGGAAGCCGUACCACCAAUUCAGCAACCCCACGGGGACAAGCACGCUGGAGAUGGUCUUUGCGAGAGUGGAGGACCCGAGCUUAUACUUCACAUGCAAAGAUGUGGCGAGGAAGGAGCGCGGGGGUGCCUGCUAG